AUGGCGGAUCGAGUACAUCCUAUGGAUUUACCAUCAUCAAGCAAUCCACCGUCCUCGAACAACUCCGGCGAAGUAGUUUCACCGAAAAAACCAUCAUUUCCAUCGCCGGCGAAGCCUGUACAGCCACCGGCGGGAACUUACGUAGUUCAAGUUCCGAAGGAUCAAAUUUACAAGUAUCCUCCACCGGAGAAUUCUCGCCGGUAUGAGUCUCUUACUAAACGAAAACCUCGCCGGAGCUGCUGCUGUCGUUGUCUCUGCUUCACUUUCUCCGUUCUACUUCUGCUUAUUAUAUCAAUCGGAAUCACCGCCGGAGUUCUAUACCUUGUAUACCGCCCUGAAGCACCGAAGUACACCAUUUCCAGCAUUGCGAUUAAGAAUUUCAACUUCACAGCGUCUUCGAGAAUCUCGCCUGAGUUCGACAUUUCCGUCAGAGCUGAAAAUCCGAACAACAAAUUAGGAAUUUACUACCGGAAAGGAAGUUCAGUUACGGUGGUUUACUCCGGCGUGGAUCUUUCCGCCGGUGCAUUACCGGCGUUUUAUCAGCCGGCGAAUAAUGUAACGGUUUUUCAAACGGCGUUGAAAGGUUCGAACGUUAUACUUGGAAACGCCGUUAAGUCGACGUUAAGAAAUGAACAGAUGAAAGGGAAAGUGCCGUUUAGAGUGAAUAUUAAAGCGCCGGUUAAGAUUAAGAUUGGGGCAGUGAAGACCUGGGAAAUCACCGUUAAAGUUAACUGUGACGUAACGGUGGAUGCGUUGACCGUUAAGUCGAAAUUGGUAUCUAAGGAUUGUGAUUAUAGUGUGAGGCUUUGGUAG
Solanum tuberosum (potato) is the source of this 813-nucleotide messenger RNA. It is a transcript of the gene LEA2-1, whose product is annotated as protein NDR1-like. The record is from RefSeq and is marked predicted. NCBI's taxonomy places the organism in Eukaryota, Viridiplantae, Streptophyta, Magnoliopsida, Solanales, Solanaceae. Gene Ontology annotation, biological process: defense response to other organism. The coding region runs from base 1 to 813 and encodes 270 amino acids. Gene Ontology annotation, cellular component: plasma membrane. The transcript has a single exon.